This is a messenger RNA of Oryzias melastigma (Indian medaka), 1765 nucleotides long. RefSeq lists its product as uncharacterized. The record is from RefSeq and is a predicted model, not a curated record. The transcript has 2 exons. The coding region runs from base 31 to 1605 and encodes 524 amino acids. NCBI's taxonomy places the organism in Eukaryota, Metazoa, Chordata, Actinopteri, Beloniformes, Adrianichthyidae. Gene Ontology annotation, molecular function: hydrolase activity; nucleic acid binding; metal ion binding.
GCCUCACUGACUGCAUUCAAGACUGCAGAAAUGAUUCUUUUGGCUGUCCUUACUGUUGCCCUCUGGGGCAUGCAGCCCACGGGGGCAGUGGUUGUUGAUAAUUUCAGACAUUGUUCUGAGUUCUUUUAUAAGGGGAAACCACCGGGAGGCUUUGAUCAAAAUGCAAAGAAAAUUUGUCAAAAGACACAUACUAGUGCAUUUUACUUUGCAACACUGUACUCCACAGCCCAUAGGAUCCCCCUGUACAGCGCCUACACAUUUAGUUUUGCCUGCAACAACCAGGACGGACGUAAAAGUGGAAACUGGUUCAUUGAACCCCAGCUCUCACAAGAUGAAGAGCCCAAGUUCUCAACCAUGCCUUGCAUGGAAUCUUACAGUUCAAGGGAUUCAGACAAUAUCAAAGUCAAACAAGCCAUCGAUGAAGACUACAAAUACACUGGUUAUGACAGAGGUCAUCUGAACCCCAACAGUUUUCAGAGUAAUAAUGGGCGUGAAGCCACCUUCACCCUCACUAACAGUGUUCCCAUGGAUGCCUGCUUCAACCGAGUCCAUUGGAAAAAAUGGGAAGAUGCAGUGAAAAAAAUUCUGAGGGAACAAGAUCCAACAGGCACUGCUUACCUCGUAACAGGGGCUGUACCUUCUCCCAUUAAUAAAAUACCAAGGCAGGGAAUUUUUGAUAAUCCUGGUGAGCGAGACUUCAACAGAGUAUCAGUACCAACCCAUAUUUGGACAGCAGUGUGCUACAUCCAUCCAACGGAUAAAGAAGAGUCAUUCUCUUUUGGUUUCAUUGGGGUGAAUGUACCACAUGGCAGCAUUCAGGUCAAAACAAUAGAAGAUCUGACAAGCUUUUUAUCUAGCUGUUAUGCCAGCACUGAUUUAAAUAUUUUUGUGGAUGACUGUAACUUUAAAAGUAAAAAGCGAAAAUCUGAGACAGUGGUGAAGAGACUACACCAAGCAGUUCAGCAGCCAAUGAGUAACCGCCUCACCAUGACUCCAGAUGUAAUGAAAACAUUUCAAACACUUUCAAGUUUCUCAGAUGGAGAAAUUCCAAUAUACCCUACGAAAAGAGUAAAAAGAGUACAGAUUACUGAUAUCAAAGUCGAUUUCAUCUACGACAGCUUACAAACAUGGUUAAGGGAAAUGGAGAUAAUGAAACUAACCACUGGACUUACCUGCCUACUGUCUACACCCUUUGCUAGACCUGUGAGAGAUGAGCUGCGGCGCAAAAGGCAAACAUCCGAGGAGCUUGUCUGCAGAAUUGCCCCAGAGGUUUUAGAUGGUUGUGCCACCUCCUGCCUGUUCGACGAUGGAGCUAAAGACUACUACUGUUCCACUGGGAGCAUGACAGUACGCUGUUCACCAACAUACUCAGAUAUAGCAGUAGACGGACAGAGGUGUAAGAGUGACCACACUUGUGGACAUCAUGGUUACGAUUAUUACUGGUGCAACACAGACAGGAGCUGGCAGUAUUGCAGCCCUCCACUGCCAGUAGGGAAAACAAGCAGUGGGAAAUUUUGCAGCUCUAAGCGCAACUGUGCUGAAUAUGGGUAUUCCUACUUAUGGUGUGACCUUGAUGAUGGUAGUUGGGAUUACUGUACCAGAUAGUUUCUCUGCUUUGGCAGUAAUAAGAUAAAUUAGUUUGCAGUUACCAUGAAUGUAUUCUGUAUUUGUGUUAUUUUACAGUGUGUUCAUGAUUCAUUUAGAGCUCAGUCUUUUUGGCUUCAUGUUUGUAACUUUGUUUGCCUAAAAUAAAUGGAUGCCUGAA